Messenger RNA from Psilocybe cubensis, 1986 nucleotides. RefSeq lists its product as uncharacterized. The transcript has 6 exons. NCBI's taxonomy places the organism in Eukaryota, Fungi, Basidiomycota, Agaricomycetes, Agaricales, Agrocybaceae. Bases 1 to 1986 code for a protein of 661 amino acids. Gene Ontology annotation, biological process: regulation of transcription by RNA polymerase II. Gene Ontology annotation, molecular function: transcription coactivator activity. The record is from RefSeq and is a predicted model, not a curated record. Gene Ontology annotation, cellular component: SAGA complex.
AUGGCAUCUAGGCUUGUCGUAUACAGCACUCCAGUAUCCAUAAACUCUUCGUUGCUGAAGCAUCAACCAGAUGCAGUACCAUCUAUUGAUGAACUGGAGCGACUUCAAGCGGAACUUAUACAAGCCAAGCAGAGUGCUUUAGAACGAGGCCGUAAAGCGGAAGAGGAUAUUAGGACAAUCAAAGAAUCCGUGCGUCGGAUUACGGAGAGAGAGAAGGGGAAAUAUAAAGCAGUUGAUGAAGUAAAAAGGGAACGCGACUACACACCUUUACCCGAAGCCGACGACAUUAAACCUUCAAGUGCAUUUCAUGGCAGUUCACUCAAAUCGCGCCACUCGCAUCCUACCAAUGCACUACCAACAUCUUCCUCCAGGUCGUCUGUAGAUCCACGUCGGUCAGCUGCUGAUGAACUAAAAAAGAAGAAGAAAAAGCGGAAAAGGGAAGGAGGGGACAGUGAUGUUGAACCAGAUAUACAGAGGCCUCGGAAACUAUCACCACCAUUGGUUCAUGCCACAAACCAUCCACCACCGGCAAAGGUGCCCAAACCCUCUGUCUUGUCCACGGUGCCACAUAAUAAGAACGUCUCUGGACCUGACUUUUCAGUUCCCCCAACGCAACAACUCCUACCGCCUCGACCACCGAUACCCCCUCCUCCAAUACCCGGCCCCAGCAAACCUAUCGAAGUUACUGAAGAUUUCAGCAAAGCUAAAGUGCCCGCACAAAUACUUGUAUCAACAUUCUACACCAGCAUUGAACCGUAUAUUCGUAAUAUUAAGGAGGAAGAUGUGGGAUUCCUAGAGUACACCGGGGACGAGGUCGAACCUUUCGUUAUGCCGAAAUUAGGGAGACAUUACCUUGAUGUCUGGGAGGAUCAGGAUCAGGGGAUUCUACCUGCGUCGUCUAUACUUGUCGAGCCACAGAUUGCACCUCCGAGUACAUUUGCAGCACCGACUCCGAAAUGGGAUCCUUCUACGCUAUCAGAACCUGAUUUGGUGGGAGAAGAGAAGGGGCACGGCCCUUUGACGGAGAGGGUGAUCAGCGCGUUGCUACCGAUCCCAGACGUGAUAAACCAGUGGAAGGGAGUGAAAGCAGCUGAGGAUGCGAUGGAAGGCCGACCCGGUGGCAGUGGUGCUGCCGCUGCAAGACGAGAGCGUUUAAACGUCACAGACCUCGAGGCGAGAAUCAGAGAUACGAUGAGAUAUCAUGGGUUGAUAGAUGCUGUUCCUGAUUUCACAGAAAAGGUCGAUGAUCCUAUUGCGACGGCUCUUCGGGAAGCACAGCGAGAGUUGAGACAAGUUCUGGCAACGAACAAAGCCCGGAAGGCUCGCUUGGCAGCUAUUGCUCGUGAUCGGCUUGGUUAUCAGGAAUAUCUUGAACUUCGAGAUUCCAUCGACAAAAACAUUACAACGUUAUAUGCCAAAUUGCAGAAGAAGGAUGCACCCAAGGCGAACAAGAAGAAGAAAAAGCCUCUGCAAGGAGCAGCUGCGGCCGCGGCUGCUAAUGCUGCUGCCAAUGCUGCGAAAGCAGCAAAAGGCAGUGUCGCGCCUGAAGACCAGCCUUUAACGCUUGCACCUUGUCCUGCGGCACUUGGUCUUACCCCAGAUGAGGACAGCUUUCUAACAGUGAACGACCAAUUGAAGCAGUUGGUGGAAACUCGGCGACAAUGGGUAGACACUGUUGGUUCAAUAUUUGAUCAGAAAGAGGCAGAGAAUCCUGGGAGGAUUUACGGCCUACCGAAGGAGAGCAUUUACCUUGGGAUUGAGGAAGAGGUGAAUGCAAUGAUGCCCCCAGAACCACCCAAGGCUUCUUCGUCAAGUAAUGUCACCAUAAAUGGUGCCUCUGGUCAAUCUGCACCAUCUGGUGGUCCGAAUGGAAUGGUGCAGAACGGUUACACAGGUGGUAUCUCCCGGAGCAAUGGAAGUUUCACCGUUAACAGCAGUCAUAAAGGCAAAGAAAGGGCCAAAAACGACGCGAUGGACAUUGGAUGA